Molecule: messenger RNA, 780 nt
Organism: Ixodes scapularis (black-legged tick)
Lineage: Eukaryota; Metazoa; Arthropoda; Arachnida; Ixodida; Ixodidae
Exons: 6
Coding region: 1-780 (259 amino acids)
Biological process (GO): symbiont-mediated perturbation of host defenses
Molecular function (GO): amine binding
Source: RefSeq, a predicted model, not a curated record
AUGCUGCAAAACGUAGGAUCUUUGCUUACAGGCUUAUUGCUAAUCGUAAACGCUGCAUCAACCGACCCAAGCUCCGACGAGACAAGCGUAUGCCAAACCGAGUCAGUACCUGAUGGUUUCAAAGACAUCCCAUCGUCAGAGCAGGACGCCUGGAGUUUUGUCGCUGCACCCGGAAACUUCAUGUACGUGCUGUACAGAAAUUAUCACAGUGACCGUCAAAACAAGGGAACAAAUAAGUGUGUCAUGGUACAGAAAGUUCCCUAUAGCAAUACAGGGGAGACAAAAUAUGCUAACUUCACAAAGUGGUACAAUGAAACAACAUGUCUAUCGUACGCAACGGAAUCGUUCUACAGAGUCGUAAAGUUGGAAGGAAGUAAAGGUACAACAAAUAACGUGUUGGCUGCACGGCAUAAAGUCGGUGGGAAGUUUACGAAGACAUUUUGCUAUCCUUUUGCAUACACUAAUGCAAAGUGUGCCGUUGUGUUGAUGAAUCAUUGGAACUUUGCUGCCAAAAACCAGUGCAGAGAGGAGACCCGAAAUCAAGAGGAUGCAGGUGAGAAAAUAACGGCCACUACUGGUAAACAAAGACCCUGCGAAACAGCCUGCGAAAUGUGGGUGAGGCAUGAAAAUCUAAACGAAACUUCUCUAAGCGAGAACUGCACCAAAUACUACAAACAGUUUUGCGGUGAAAGCAAAAUAUUUCUCUACGACAAGCCAAUUUGUGAUCAAGUCGAAAAAUUAUCCAUUAACAUAACUAACUCUAAUUCAAAGGAUGAAUAA